AUGGGAGAAUCCUCAUUCAAGGCCAUCAUCGUUGGUGGUGGGCCGGUGGGCUUAGUGGCUGCGCACGCCCUGGAGAAAGCAAACAUCGACUUUGUCGUCUUAGAGAACAAGGCCGACUUGUCUCGCGAUGUGGGAGCCAGCGUCGUCAUCGGGCCGCAAAAUCUCAGGGUAAUGAAUCAGCUCGGUGUGUACGGUCGGCUGCUGGGCAUCGGUAGCCAGCUUCGGACAAACAAGAGUUUUCUCCUAAACGGGUACAAGUUCAAGCAGAACAAUGACUUGCUAGCCCUUGCUGGAAACCACGGCGUAGGAUACUUGGCAUUCCACCGGGCAGAACUUGUCCGUGAGCUCUAUGAGAGCCUCUCGGAUGGUGUGAAGCGACGCUACUUCACCAACAAGAAGGUGAUCAACAUCGAGUCUCUUGAAACGGGCGUCAAGGUCACCACCAGUGAUGGCAAUGUCUUCGAAGGCUCAAUCGUCAUCGGCGCAGAUGGCGUACAUAGCGUGACGCGCAACACCAUUCGCAAAUUGGCCCUCGAGGAGAACCCAGGCACCGAGUGGGACCCCAAGGAUCCCUUCCCAGCCAUCUAUCGCUGCAUGUGGUGCAGCUUUCCUCCCCCUGAGGCCCCUGGUGCCAACUACGAGGCAACAAGCAAGGAUAAAUCCGCCAUGUUCUUGACAAGCCGAGACCGUGGCUGGAUAUUGACGUACGACAAGUUCCCUGAGCCGACAACAGAGCGCCACACGUAUACGGAAAAGGAUGUCGAAGCAUUCGCCGCUAACAUUGCCGAGUUCCCUGUCAAUGAAACUCUCAAGGUCAAGGAUGUAUUCGCGAAGCGCCAGACGUGGGGCAUGUCGGAUUUGGGAGAGGGCGUAUUGAAGCAUUGGUACUGGAAACGGAUUGUUCUCGCUGGAGACUCGUGCCACAAGUACACUCCAAACGCUGGCCUGGGUUUGAACAAUGGCAUCCAGGACAUCGUGGUCCUGUCGAACGAGUUGCAAAAAGCUGUUCGGGCGCAACCUACGGAGAAUAUCAGCACAGAGGCCCUAGAGCAGAUCUUCAAAACUUACCAGGAAGCCAGGCGGGAGCCAGCUAUUCAGGACUGCAAUCAGUCGGCCAUGGUGACGAGGGUGCAGACCUGGGCCAGCUGGUUCCACUACCUUCUAAGUCGAUUCAUCUUUGCUCGGAAUUUUGUUGGAUGGCUGAUGCGAAGGUAUGUUGUCUCUCCGGCGAUCCGUCAGGCAUCGGUCUUCGACUUUAUCCCAGCAAAGGAUCUGCCGGCCGGCACGGUAAGCUGGGUGCAUCCGGUUCCAAAUCUGGAGUCUGAUUAA
Molecule: messenger RNA, 1329 nt
Organism: Clonostachys rhizophaga
Lineage: Eukaryota; Fungi; Ascomycota; Sordariomycetes; Hypocreales; Bionectriaceae
Source: the annotation of a GenBank genome assembly